Molecule: messenger RNA, 2188 nt
Organism: Dendronephthya gigantea
Lineage: Eukaryota; Metazoa; Cnidaria; Anthozoa; Malacalcyonacea; Nephtheidae
Product: somatostatin receptor type 2-like
Exons: 1
Coding region: 692-1705 (337 amino acids)
Biological process (GO): G protein-coupled receptor signaling pathway
Cellular component (GO): membrane
Molecular function (GO): G protein-coupled receptor activity
Source: RefSeq, a predicted model, not a curated record
GUGAGGUUUUUCAUCUUAAGAGCCUCCGUCAAAGCCGUCAAAUAGCAAGUACAGCAAAGACCAAAGGCAAAGGUGUCAGAAGUAGAGCAAAGCUUUGACAUUAACUCGCUUAAAACUGUUCCAAAUUUAGAAAGUUGCCAGUUCAUUUCUAUUAGAGGAAGUUAUAGCUGAAAAAAUUUAAAGAAGAAAUCAAGACGGAAAACGAAAACGGAAUCAAAUAAUUGGAACGUUUUUAAACGGAAAUAUUACUAAACAGAAAUAAAAGAAUUGAUUAUCAGGCAUCGUGCAUUAAGUGAAUUCAAACCAACAUUGUUUCGAACAGUUUAAAUAUAAAUGAGGCGAAAAGUUUUGCAACGAAGUGCGGUGACAAAAUAAGGAGUAUUCAAGAUUUUAUUCCAGUUAAACUAUAUAUACUUUGAACAUAAAAAGAAGAAGACACAAUAUCAGUUAUAUCACCUAAAAUUGCCCUAUUUCGUCGAAGUUUGUUCGUGUGCAUAUACAAAGCUAGGUUUAAAGAAGUCAUUACGAGGUAUUUAAAGAAAGCUCGCUAAUUCCUUAUACAAACUUUGAAUCGUUGAAACAAAGCGGUGACUUUGACGGUAUUACAAAGUUUGUUUUCGAAUUGUUGCCGUCGAAACUGGGCCACGGAACAUUGGAAGAGAUCGAGUUAAUACUGCCUCUGUAUAUAAUCAUGGCCCAGGCCGUUCUUUCCGUUUUUCUCGCCGUCAUAGCCGUGCUUGCGCUAUUAUUUGGGAACACUCUUGUGGUAAUAAUGUUUAUAAAGAACCGCCAAUGGCUAAAGAAAGCUCACACGUGCCUCCUGCUUGCCUUGGCAAUCCAGGACAUCAUGACAACGAUUGGGCUGUUGGUGCUACCUGGAUUUGUGCUAGAUCUCGAAGUGUAUAGUCCGCCUGACGGACAAGCAGCGAGUCAGGUAUUCUGUAGCGUGAUAUGGUCCGGCUACAUACCGUUCUCGUUGGCGAUCACUUCGGUAUAUACCUGCGUGAUGCUGACGAUCGAUCGCUGGUUUGCCGCCUUGAAACCAAUGUCCUACAGGCGAUACAGCAACUCGGCGAAGGUCAUCGCGACGAUGCUGAUCUUCCCCUGGGUUGCCGGUUUCGGCUUGGAAGUAACCGCCGUACUGAAUGUGCGCUCGGACGAGGUCGAUGGUGCGUUUGUCUGCAGUUGGAGGCAGACAGAGAACUCUUCCAGGAAAACAACAAUCGCUUUGGUAACCUUCUUCGGCCUGAUCAUGGUACCAGCCAUAAUGAUAACCAUCGCUUACACGAUGAUAAUCAUCAAACUUAGACGCUCAUCGAAUAAAGUUAGGCCGGCCAAUGGAGGCCUUAAUCGCGCCAGGAAUCAGAGUCUCGGAGCAAAUUCUACAGAAUCAUUCGCCCAUUUAAGGAGGCUCAACCGCGUCGCUUGUGCCGCGUCCACGAUAGUGAUCGUGUGCUGGCUGCCGAACCAACUGUACUACUGCCUGUUCCAACUAGAGGUGGUCGAGAUUGGCACGCCCUCGCACGAUUUUUUGGUUAUUCUAGCCUUUAUGAACACAGUAUUGAAUCCUUUAUUGUACAGUUUUUCCAACAAACAGUACAGGGAAGAGUUCAAGCUUAUACUGUGUUGCAAAUAUGGUCGCCAAUCACAAGAGUCGAAUUUUGAAGAGACCGCCGUCGAUCAUAAUUUGGAAGGAGCGGCAUAAUUUUAGCAAGUUUCAUGUAUGAAAGGUAAUGGAAAGCACAGAAGAAGCCUUGAACUAAACAACGUAAAGCGAAAGAAAUUAGAACAAAGAAUUUUAACUUGUCUUCCGGCGGUCAAACGCAUGGAACAGAUUUGUCAAAAGUUGCAACUGGGUACAAAGUUAUCACCCCUAUGUGCAUGCAUGAUUAACGAAAAAAUUAUUCACAGAGCUUAAAAAAUUAGGUUUCCCAGUGCUGCGUUUAUUGAUGUAGAUUGCAUGCAUGCAUAAAUUACAUAACAGAGCUAAAAAAAACAUCGGAGGGCAUCGUAAGCCGGAAAGAUUCAUUUACUAAAAAUACGAAAACUUUGGAGGGACUCGAGACUGAAGCUUCGAUGAGAUAUAACGGUCAAAUUCGAAUAUCAGUUAUCAAGUUUCCUCCACAUUUGACAUGUGUCAUAAAUAGUAAACUAUACAGACAAAGAAUAAAUGUAAUGAUUGUGUAUA